GUUUUCCCAGGCUCUAAGAUGUAACGCGACUCGCACUAGUGACAAGCUGCAAUUGGCUCCUGGUGCUUUGUAGACUCGGAACUUUUCUAGAACCGCCCGCGCGCCAAACAUAGGGUGUGUUCAAAACACCUGAAGGAACCUUUCUAGAACCGCCCGCGCCCCCAAGCCGCACAGCCGCUCGCGCAUCAUACGCGACAUAGCCGGAUUCGCUCCUGACGCCGUGUUCUGAGGCUCCUACAUUCACUGUGCCUCUUAGCUACUUAGACUAAUAUUCGCGUUUUUGUUUAUCCCAUGGCGGACGCCCCUGGCGCAGCUGGCGCAGCUGGUGCUGGCGGAAGAGCUCCGGGGAGAGGACGCGGGCGCGGAAGGGGAAGGGGAAGGGCGCGCGGGGCCGCGGCGGAGGGGGGAGCGCAAGCGGGGAGAGGCGCAGACGCGGGGAGAGGCGCAGAAGCAGGGAGAGGCGCGGGGACGGCGCGAUUGGGCAGCGUAUCUGAUCCGAUCGGACGGCUGCAAGCAGCCGGGGGGGCGCAAGGGUUGAGGGUUCAGGAUUUGGGCGCAGCAGGUGGCGCAGUCUCCGCUUCCCCUUCCGCCAGGGCCGCCGUUUCCGCUUCCGCCGGUGCAGCUUCCGCCCCCAAGGCUGAGGCUCGGGAUGGUGGUUCGGCUUCUGCACCAGUAGGUUCGGCAGCUGCAGGUUCGGCGGCGGCAGCAGCAGCAGGAACGGUGGAAGGGGCAGCAGGUUUGCGGAAGCCCAAGUUCGUCCCCAAGGUGCCGGCGAGGCGAGCACAGAAGAAGGCAGUGAAGUCCGAGGAAGCAGCCGAGCAGGAGCUACCAGACGAGCUGCGAAAAAUACUGCUGCAAUCUCAAGCUGAUGCGUCCAAUGCCCCCAAACGAGCCUUCCAGGGUGCGGCCGUGCGUGUUGCCUUUGGCUUCGGCGCCUCAGCAGCAGCAGCAGGAAUCAUGGGCCCGUCCUCUAUGGGCAAAGGGGGCGGCGGUGGUGGUUGGGGAGGGGAAGGAGGGGGAGGAGGAGGGGGUGGGGGGGGAGGGGGAGGCGGAGGGGGAGGGGGUGGCGGAGGGGGAGGGGGCGGCGGAGGGGGAGGGGGUGGGGGAGGAGGAGGGGGAAUGAAGGAGGAGGGAGGGGUGCGAGUGAAAGCGGAAGGGGGGACUGUGGAUGGUGGCGGGAUGGGCGACUUUUUUGCUCCAGGUGGCUCUUUCCAAUUGGACGAAAAGAAGGCGAAGAAAAGAGACUCCAUGGACUACAACCGGUACUACCCCACAACGCUGCCUCUGCGCCCCCCAAACACCGGACCACCAGAUCUCCUAAACGAGGCUGAGUUUGGGGAGGAGGCUUUGGCACGGCCUUUCAACGAGGCCGCUGUGCCUUCAGCCACCGAACUAGGCCUAACCGCUCGUUCUGCUGCUGCUGGCGACUCUUCCGCUGAUGACCGGAUGAUUUUCUUCCAGCUGCCCGCCGCGCUGCCCGUGGUCCGGGAGCGGGCUGAGCCAGCGCCGGGUGAACCCGGGCCGUUGGAUGAGCUUUCUUCGCUGCCCGCCGGGCGGAUCGGAAAGAUCCUGGUUUAUGAUGAUGGGAGCGUGAAAAUGAAGCUUGGAGAAACAUUAUUUGAUUUACUAGCAGGCUCGCCCUGCAUUUUCCACCAGGAGCUAGCCGCUGUGAAUGCCUCAACUGCGGAGUGCCAUUUCCUGGGGGAUGUGAGGCAGAGGGCAGUUGUGGUGCCGGAUAUAGACUCGCUGCUCUGAUGAUGUUGAUGAUGAUGCUUUGUCCACCCAUGGUUGGAAUUAUGGCUGUAGCAGUACAACCUUCAACAAUUGCCUCAACUGCAGAGUGUCAUUCCCUGGGGGAUGUCAGGCAGAGGCCUGUUGUACCGGAUAUAGACUCCUAACAGAAAGAAAAUGAUUGUACUAGAAUGUGUGUGUACAAGGAUAUAUAGACUAAGGU
This is a messenger RNA of Closterium sp. NIES-67, 1954 nucleotides long. The record is from the annotation of a GenBank genome assembly. Lineage: Eukaryota; Viridiplantae; Streptophyta; Zygnematophyceae; Desmidiales; Closteriaceae.